UUUCUAUUUGGGUGUCAGUCUGGUGGAUCUUCGUCAGUGAAAACCCCUCGUACUCAAACCUUUGGCCACAGGGACCAGGGACUUUCGCUGCUGAUCCAAACAUAGAGCUGCUUCAGAAACACUUGGUGACCCUUGAGUUUUAAAAGGGCUUGACUUCAUCUAUACUGAUUGCCACAAAUGGUAAUAGUAGUAAGUAUUUUAACUGUAAGGACAUGUAGCAGGACAUUUGCGGGGUUUUGUAUUGCAUUUUCAGUUUUAAAAAUAGCCUUGUGGGCCUUUUGUCUAAUGAGUGUUUUUAUUUCUAAGGACAAGGAGUAGGUGUUGUGUGUGUGGACCAAUAGACCAGUAGGAUGGCAGACUUUGGGCUGUAUGGGUACCAGGAGGAGGUGGUUCAGAGGGCUCUCCGAGGGGAGAACAUCAUCAUCUGGCUGCCCACCGGAGGAGGAAAGACCCGGCUGCUGUAUAUGUGGGCCAAAAAACAUCUGGAGAAUAACCCUGGAGCUAAGGUGGCCGUGCUGGUCAAAAGGUAGGUAGGGAGGGGUUAAUAGAGCUUUGGACCUAUUUAGCAGUUUGUUUCAGAGAACUGGCCAGAUAACUGACCCACCUGUGUAAUUUUAUUAGGUAGUCUUUAACCUUUUGUAUGGGUGUGGGUUUUUAAUCCUAUACAAACCAGAAAAUAAAAGUUUUCCCCUCUUUUCCCCUGGAAACCAUGGCUACUGUUGUUGUAUUUGUAAGUUGCUCUGGAUAAGAGUGUUCUGCUAAAUGAUGCAAAUGUAAAUGUGAUGUAAUGUAGUGAACAUUUGCCAUAAUCCAGUCCGUGUAUUCGUCGUGGAUUCCAGGUCCAUGUUUUACAGUAGCCGGGAUAGUGGGAGUGAUAUACCAUGUGAACCAGUAAUGCCAGCAUACUUCUGAGUAAAGAUGAAUAAAGUAUACGAACGCCCCCGACAUCAGUUCUUAAAAAACAUAAGCAAUCUAAACAACGGGACGUUACAGUUGACAUUAUGUCUUCCAGGUUCAUUUGGUAGACCAGCACUACAACAAAGAGUUCAAACCCUACCUGGGUCGGGACUAUAGCCAUGGUGUCUAUCAGUGGGGACUGUGACCAGAAGGACUUCUUUGGCUGCGAGGUCAAGAACUCUGACCUGGUCAUCUGUACAGCACAGAUACUGGAGAAUGCCCUGACCAACCAGGAGGAGGGAAAACAUGUCGAGCUCUCACGUAAGUGGCUGCUCUGCUGCCUACCACAUAUUGAAUCAUGGUAUUGCUGUGAGGUAUGUGUAGUACACGCUACUUGUUACUGAUUAUUCAGAAGUUAGGUUGUUCUAAGAUGGCUCCCAGGCUUUGUUCCACUGUGCACCAGUAGCCCUUGGUAUCAAUCCCAAUUGACAGACACUACAUGAUAAAGAGUAUCUAUACUGUCUUGUUUUGUAUGCUUUGUACUAAAUAAUAAAAUGCAGGACGACAGGAUAUUUAUAAACGUAGCUCUUUAUUAACUAGCUAUAACUGGCAUGUUUCAUGUGUCUCUGGCCAUGAUAGUCUUUAGAAUGACCUCACCACCUGGGUGGUCUUACCCAAUCAUAGCACCAGUAUGAUAUGACAGUAUAAUGCAUCCAAUUACAAUUCAGUAUGCUGACACAUAUGAAUAUUACAUCCCCCUUCUUUUAAAAAAAAGAAAAAAUUUGUAGAACAAUAAAAGCGUUUCUAUUGAAUAUAUGCUCUGUAGUUUGAACUCGAGGUAAGUAACCAUUUAAACUGCACCAACUGCAUCAACAUAACAGACAGACAAUGAUUCAGCAUACUGUUACUUUUAGAACAAAUAUUUCUCAGCAACUCAGCUUUUCACUGUAGCAAUGACAUCUCAACAUAUCAAACCAAAUACAAUACCAAAGCAUUUCAAGUUAACUUUCAAUAACAAGUUUACAGUCUGGGGAAACUCUUUUAGGGCAGCGAUCCGCCUACACCCUUUGACAUUUCCACAGGUCUAGGACAGCUCUAGGCUUGACCUCUCUUCCUGACCUUGUGUGAUAUGAAGCUGAGCAUGCUUCUGUGUCAGUCAACAGUUCUUGUGGGUGUUGCAGGUAAGUAUGGUGUAUGUUGUGUGUGUCUGUGUUUAGUCCACCCCGUUCUCUUUCAGGGGAACAGUUCAUCUCGUCUCGUCAGUGUGUUGUUCUUUUGUGUUCAGUAGGUGACGACGAUUGCGGCGGUACACCGCUCCUUCUGCGGUGCGAACAAGUGAUAUGAACGUUCAGUGUCAGCUGGUUGGAUGACGACUGCUGGCUUCCAGUAGCCAUGCUCCUGGAUUCUAACUGACUCUCCGUCGUUCAGUGGUGGCAGUGGUCUGGCUGACCUGUCGUAGUAUCGCCUUUGCUGUUGUUGCCUCUGUGCACGUUUUGCAUGCACUUUCCUUGUAGCUGACGACCUCAGGUUGCAGCUGCUGGUUGGUGCUGGAAGGAUUGAGCGAAGUCUGCGGCUCAUCAACAGCUGGGCUGGUGAUUUGAAGUUGUCAACUUGGAGUGUUUGCGGUAUUCAAGGAGACUGAGGUAGGGGUCCUCUCUUGUCUGCUUUUGCUUUGUCCAUGAGUGAUUUAGCGAUCUGCACAGAUUUUUCAGCAAGGCCAUUACUUGAGGGUAAUGUGGGCUUGUGGGUGACGUGUGUGAACUCCCAUGCUUUUGUGAAGGAUUCAAACUCAUUUGAUUUGUAACAGGGGCCCAUUGUCAGAUAUUAAAGUCUCUACAAUGCCAUGCCUGGCAAAGGCUGCUUUCAGCUUGUGUAUCACAGCUGCAGAUGUGGUGCUGUGAAGCUUGUCGAGUUCGAAGUAUCUGCUGUAGUAGUCCACUGUUAUAAUGUAGUCCUCGUUGUUCCACGUGAACAGAUCGGUUUGCCACGACCUGCCCAGGGGUCGGUCUGGGAUACGGUGAGGUAAACAUUGGCUCUUGGUGUUCGAGGGGCGUCGUUCAAGACAGGUGGGGCAUUUACCAACCAUGUCCUCUAUUUGUUUGCACAUUCCGGGCCAAAACAAAUGUCCCGUGCUCUCUGUUUGCCACUUUUCCAUGCCCAUGUGUCCAGACAUGGAUCUUUGUCAAAAUCUCUUUUCUCUGAGACUGGUAGGAAUGAUGAUUUUCUCUCCUUUGAAAAUGAUUCCGUUGAUCUUGAUAGUUCGUCACGAUGGUUCCAGAACUCUGAGACGCUCUGAGGGCAUUUUCUCCUCGCCUCAGGCCCAUCCUGACUGUAUGACUUUCCUCAGCUGUGUGAGUUUGGUGUGUCUUUUUCGGUUUCUGCUCGGAUCUCCUUCAGUUUUGUGUCACUAACUGGUAAGUUGCUGUACACAGUGUGCACCUGCAUGUCCAUGCCUUCACUGAGGCUGCUGUCCUUGUAGGUAAGAAACUUCCUGGAGAGUGUGUCUGCGACAGGGAUGUCUUUGCCUGGUACGGUGAGUGAUUGUGAAGUCGUAUUUUUGUAGUUGAAGGAUCAUUCUCUGUAGCCUUGGCGGGGGCUGCGGCUAACGGUUUCCUCAUGAUUGACUCAAGGGGCUUGUGGUCUGAUUCCACAAUGACUUGUCGUCCAUAGACAUACUGAUGGAAACGCUUACAUCCGAACAGAAUGGCAUACAGCUCCUUUUCGAUUUGAGCGUAGUUGAUUUCACAGUCUGUGAGAGAUUUUGGAAGCGUAGCCGAUGGGUUUUUCCUUCUUGCAGUAGCACUGCCCCUAGUCCAUACUUCGACGCGUCCACCUGGAGUCUGAGCUCUUUGUUGGGGUCGUAGUAGGCAAGGAUUGGUCCUGGUUCUCUCGUGAUCAAGGUCUUUCACUUUCUGGAAAGCGAUGUCGUGUUGGUUGUCCCAGAGGAAACUCAACUGGACUGCUUUAGCAGCUGACGCAGGGGUGCAUUAGCAUUGGAGAGGCUGGGUGCGAACUUGGCUAAGUAGUUGACCAUGCCAAGCACUGUUUCCAGCUCUGCGCGGUUCUUUGGUGGCUCCAUUUUCCUUUAUGGCUGAGAUCUUCUGCGGAUCUGGCUUGAUUCCCAUUCGCUGUGAGAAGAUGUCCGAAGUAGCUGACCUCUGUAGCCCGACUGUGCUCUUCUCGGGGUUGAGCCGGACUCCUCUCUCGCGGGACCUUUGCAGCAUCGCGCUGAGGUUUCUGUCGUGUUCCUCUUUGGUUCGACCAUAGACAAGGAUGUCGUCCAAAAUUUGCCACGACUCCGUCGAGGCCUUCGUACACCUCGUCGAUCUUUUCGCUGAAACUCGUCUUGGGCUGAGAUAAUCCCAAAAGGCAGGCGACGGGAACCUGUAGCGUCCAAAUGGUGUGUUGAACGUUGUGAGGCUUAGAUGGACUCUUCUGUGAGCUUGAUAGCCCAGUAGCCUGAUCUGGACAUGACACUGAAGUAGCGUGCGCCCGCUAGCUUGUGUGUGAUGCCAUCUAGCGUCGGUUAAGGGGUAAUGGGGCGUUUGAUAGCCUUGUUCAAGUCUUCUUGGGUCGAGACAUACUCUGAGCUUGGCCAUGUGCGUGGUUUCUCCCCCACCACUAACGCGUUGACCCAAAACCGCGGUUCUGUAAACCCUUGGGGACGAUGUCAGAUUGCUCCAUGCUCUCCAACUCUUUCUUCAGACGGGCGCGGAGAGCAAGUGGAAUCUUUCUCGGUGGGUAGACCACAGGGGUUCGUCUGGGUCAAGUGAAUGGUACAUUCUCCUGGGAAUAGUCCUAUUCCUGUAAAACAUCGCAAACUCCUCCAUGACAUUCUCUAUCUCACUGGUGCUGUCACUGAUAAAAACUAGCUUGAUAAGGUCCCUGGUCUAAACAUGCUUUAAGACCUAGCACUGCAGGUGCUCGAGUGUCAAAAAAAGUAAAAAUCCCAACAUCAUGUCCCUUUCCUUGUUUUGCAUUUGAGAGUGAUGUGCCUUUUAUAGGAGCUGUUCACCACCAUAACCCGUCAGUCUGCGUGUGGUGGGCUUUUAGCUCACACUCAGAUGUCAAGCUUCUGUACUUACUCAGAGGAAUAAUGUUUUACUUGUGUACCAAUGUCUAGUUUUAAUUUUAGCUCUGUGCCUUGUCUUCCUAUCUCAAGUCAAGCAAAAGGGUUGCUCUGUCUCUGAUAUCUGACUUUUCUGUGUCACUGAAUCAAUAACAGUUCAUCAGCAUUUGACUCUUUGAUUGACAUUUCAUCUUCACUCACUGUAUGUACUGUUUUUCCACGGUAAACUCUGCACAAUUUUUCAAAGUGAUUCCAUUUUCCACAUUAGUACACUGUUUGCCUUUAGCUGGGCAAUUCCCCUGUUCGCCAUGCACUUUGUCUCCACAAUAUCCAAUGUUUUGGGGCGUUUGGAGUCUGUGUUCGCUCUUUUUUUGGAGUUUGUCUGUCUCCGUUCUGAAACUGCUCUCGGGCACUGGAGUGUGCUUUGAUGUCGCCUGACUGCGUGCACUGCUUGUUCCCGUGAUGCGCUCGUGCUGCCGCCUUUAAAUGGUUUUCAUUGAACCUGUGCUAACUCGUGAGAUCUGGCUAUGUCGAUAGCUUUGUCCAGCGUUAACUCUGAUCCAACAUUCAAAAGUUUCUCUCUCACUCGCGGUGAGUGUAUUCCAAAUCAAUACGGUCCCUGACCAUCUCAUCUUGUUUGCAUAAUCACAGUCUUUCACAAGCAGACGCAGCUCAGUGACAAACUGUUCAAACGAUUCGCUAGCGCCUUGUACUUUCUCAUGGAAUUGUACCUAGCGAAAUUGUAUUGGUCUUGGCCACAAACAUAUGCUUCAAAACGAUCGUAGUAUGUUUUCAGUACCUUUGAUUCAGCCUCGGUAAGUGUCCAUGUGUUGUAAAUUUCUCUCCCUUUUCACCGAUCCAGAGGAGCAGGUAAGCUGCACUUUUCCUCUUCUCCUCUUUUCCUUUUAGAGGACCCGUGAACAUCAGCUCCACAUCUGUUUGAACUUAGCCCUGCAUCGGGUAGAUUUGUAGACCCCCAAUCCAUUCGAGGGGAAGGGAAAUCCAGCAAAAUCCAAUUUUAGUCCUUUUAUCUGACACCAUGUCUGGUUUGUAUGCUUUGGUACAAAAUAAAAAAUGCAGGACGAAGGAUAUUUAUAAACGAGCUUUUUUAUUAACUAGCUAUAAAAUGGCAUGUCCAUGUUUCCUGGCCAUGAUCGUCUUUAGAAUGACCUCACCACCUGUGUGGUCUUAACCAAUCAUAGCACAGUAUGAUAUGACAGUUUUAAUGCAUCCAAUUACAAUUCAGUAUGCUGACACAUAUGAAUAUUAAAAUUACCCGACACACUAAAGCUCUGAAACCUAAGCUAACACACCUAAAAGACUGGUCCAUAUGUUGAAAUAUUAACAGUAAGACCAUUGUAUUCCAUUGAGUUCAAAAAUACCAUUGUGUUCCGUUCUCCCCACCAUAGAGUUCACUCUGCUGAUCAUUGAUGAGUGCCACCACACUCAUAAGGACGGUGUCUACAAUAAGAUCAUGGGCACUACGUGGCGCAGAAGCUGAAGGGGAGAGCCGGCUGCCACAGAUCCUGGGCCUCACUGCCUCUCUGGGACAGGGGGAGCCAAGAGCAUCAAAGGAGCUGUGGGGCAUGUGCUGCAGGUCAGUUUCUCUCUCUCUCUGGUGGUCUUCACAUGCUAUUUCUUCAGCUCCAAACUGUUCAUCCUGAUAAAACCUAAUAAGGAGCCUCAUCUACCCUUUACGUUUACCCUGUUACUUUUAGCUAAUUUCAUUAUUUUAUCGCCUUCAGAUUUGUUGCCACCUGGACUCAGUGAUUGUGUCGUCUAAAGUGUAUGCCCCUGAGCUGAAAGAAAAGGUCACCCAGACCCAGGAAAAUGGUUUGACAUCGUUGACAGAAGACCUCAGGUGAGUUCAGUUCAGUUCUAUAAACAUAUAGCCUUUGAACUUGAGAGCUGUAUUGGUUUGAAUUCAACAAACUCCUGUUGAUUGUCUCAGGACCCAUUUGGGGAUCACCUGAAGUUCAUGAUGCAGUUGAUCCAUGACUUCAUGCCUUAGAGGGCCCUGACUUCCGUCAGGGAGUUUGGCACGCAGGAGUACGAGGCCGACGUGUGAUCUGGAGAAGAAGGGUACAUCAUCCUCUAUAAUAUGAAUUAAUACCACAUUACAGAAGCUAAGCAUAGGAAUUAUGUUUCAUGCACCAAAUCACACAAGAGGAACCUUCCUCAGUCAAUGCCAUAGUUUUGAAUACCGUAUUAAAACCUAUUUUGCAUGUGUGUUUCGUGGUGUAGGUGUGACGACAGGAAACAAAAAAAAAAAAAAACAGACUGCUGUGCCCAGUGUGCUCUCCACCUGGUCCGUACAAUGAUGCCCUGCUCAUCAACGACACAGUGCGCAUGGUGGAUGCCUUUAGGGUCCUAGAGGCCUACUAUAGCACCAAGAGUUCCACUGCCAUGGAUGGAACCGACUUCUUCCUGCUUUGGAACUCUACCAGGGUGAGACCAGCAAUUCCCUUGGAACAAUCUCUCCCACUUUCUCACAUACUGUAUGCGUGUGAAUUCUUGGGAAAUAUAAGAGUAUAGGAAGUUCAACUUCUGAGCAAUGAUAGUCGUGUCCUGAUCCUCAACAGAGAAACGAGGUGGAGCUGAGGAGAAACUGGCAGGCGAUGACCGGUUUGAAAACCCUAAGAUGGGGGAGAGCUUCAGAGCACCCUGCGGAGCAGUUUGACCCAGGGUGAGCACUCCAGAGGCAUCCUCUUCUCCAAGACCCGUAAAAGCACCCACUGCUUGUAUGACUGGGGGUCCAAGAACCCAGCCUGCAGCGCGCUGGUAUCAGGGCAGCCAUUCUGACCGGCGCUGGCAACGGCAUCAAUAACAUGACCCAGGUAACCUGACAUUAACACAGUCAGAACUUUUGGAGGUAUAGAAAGGUGGGUUGGAACGUUGCCAAUGCCUGUGUCAUACCAAACAACUGACCUCUGGUUUGUGUGUUUUCUGUGGGUGGUGCUUGUAGAAUGAGCAGAAGGACACAAUCAGCCACCUCGCGCCAGGGCUCCCUCAACCUCCUGAUCUCCACCAGCGUAGCCGAGGAGGGCCUGGACAUCCCAGAAUGCAACCUUGUGGUGCGCUAUGGGCUGCUGACCAAUGAGAAUCGCACAACAGCAAGCCAGUGGCCGGGCUCGGGCAAGUGACAGCGUUUACUCUGUGGUGGCCCAGGCAGGGGGGCGGGAGGUUGCGUCGGGAACAUCUCAAUGAAUUGUCUGGAGGAAUUGACUGGCAGGGCCAUCAGCGAAGUGCAGAGGAUGGAGCCCAGGGAGUUCCAAAUGAAGGUAAGGCUAUUCCUCAUGGUGGUGAGGCUGGUAUUUUUCUCUAUGUUCUACCCCUUUUUCCCAGUAUAUGUCUUUUGAACCCGGCACCCAAAUAUUUUGUUACUAUAAACUUUUGAGUUGAGCAUGCCAAUUCCUCAUUCUCUAAUCUCUUUUCACUAGAUCUUUUCUCUCUCUGUCUCCACUAUUAGAAUCACUGAGCUCCAGACAGAAGCGUUGUUGACCAGACAGUUGAAAGAACAGUUGAAGAUCAAGAAGAGGGUUGUUUCAGUGCUGCUAGCAUUCAGCUUCUCGUGUCGAGGCUGUUUUUGUGCUCGUGGCCUUCGGCAAUGACAUUAAAGUCAUUGAAAACGCACACCAUGUCAACAUCAACCCUGACUUUGAGUAAGUUGUGGUUUCUCUAAUGUCGUCCUGAUACUGUCACUGUCACAUAUUGGAAGUGUUUUUUGCAUCAGUGUGUUUGUGUGUGAGUGAGUUAACCUGUGCAUGUGUGUGUGUUUUUCAGGAGGUACUAUAAAACCAAUGGGCAGACACUUCUGAAGACUUUUGAGGACUGGGAGCCAGGCCGUUGUGAUCAGCUGUUGCUGCCUGUGGCCAAGGUGAGGUUGGCCAUUAAUGUCUAGCUUUUAUCUUAGGCCGAGGCUGCGGAUCCGUAUGCAGAUAUUUUGCCUAGUGGCGCGCUGUUGAGUUGUAGCCACAUGAGAGAAAAAAUGUGACCAUCCUAAAACCUGAGGGGGUGUUUUUAUGUCUUACAGUAACGUUAUACUAUGCUAUUAUACUGUGCGUACAAAAUAUUAUGAACACCGGCUCUUUCCAUGACAUAGACUGACCAGGUGAUGAAAGUUACGAUCCCUUAUUGAUGUCACUUGUUAAAUCCACUUCAAUCAGUUGUAGCGGAAAGGUAGGAGACAGGUUAAAGAGGAUUUUUAAGCCUUGAGACAAUUGAGGACAUGGUGUGUGUGUGUGCCAUUCAGAGGGGAAUGGGCAAGACAAAAAUAUUUAAGUGCUUUUGAACGGGGUAUGGUAGUAGGUGACAGGCACACUGGUUAGAGGACCAUGCGCCGACGAAUUGAGGCUGUUUUGAGGGCCAAAAGGGGGUGUAACUCAAUAGUAUGAAGGUGUUCCUAAUGUUGUGUACGCUCAGUGUAAUAUUCAGUUCUGUUAUGUACAAUACUAUCAUUAUGUGAUCUUGCAGAAAUUGAUUCAGCUUUGAUCUCACUUUAUAAACGAGCACCAUUCGCCAGAGUAGCCUAUUCUCUAGGAGUAGAGCAGAGACUGUGCGAAAGUACAGAAUCUUGCACAUGCGCAGAAACUUUGGGACCUUUACACCCCAGGAAGAAAGGUCCAGUAGAAUUUGGAUCCACAGCCAUUCUGUUUAUCUUAUGCUACUAGGACUAUUCUAUUGUCUUUUAACAUGCUUAUAUAUGGAAAUCUACAUCAGUAUAUUUGUUUAUAUAUUUAUAUCUGAACAGCAAUGGGGAAUGGAAAUGGUAUAUAAGGAGAUUGCCCUGCUGCCCAUUCUGGCCAUCAAGAACUUUGCCAUGGAGACUCCAGAGGGAAGAAAACUAGCCAAGAAUUGGAAGGACGUUGAGUUUACAGUGGAGGAGUUUAACUUCACCACAUACUGUAAUAACAAGUUCCCUGGCAGGUUCGAUUGAUACACUAUUACACUGGAAGAAGGACUACAACUGGUGUUUUCAUGGUUUUCACCUUUCUCUUCCUUUCUCUCUCUGUCUCUCAGUCUGUGUUGCUUAGUCUAGGCUACUUUUGUGUUCCUUAUGCAUGAUCCUGAAGUGUGUCGUAGUCCUAUGACGGGGGGAGAGAUUGCUGUGCCUUGGGUAUGGUUGGUCCGGUAAAUCAGGUCUGGCCGCCACACUGCUAUAGGCGGUGUGACGCGGCAGUGUGCUAAAGCAUGUUACACAAUGUUCAGGGUUAGAAUUAGCGCGACAGCUUUGUUUAUGCCCAAGGUCCUCUCUCCCUCCCUCUCUCACCAGAGACGUGUGGGUUUCUUCUGCUCCAUCGCAGCCAAGCACGCAAAAACAUAUGAACUUAGCAGCCCUGUUCUAAGAUGAACUCAAAUUAUCAGUUUUUCUAUUUUUAGCAAAGUACUAUCAGCAUCGUCCAUAUUUUGUCAUGAAUUUGAUUUAGUGUGAAUCUGUACUGUCUUUGUUUUAGCUUGAACCUGAAACGUAUGCCCCCCCCCCCCCCGAUACUGGCCUGAUACUUGCUGCUACUUGAUCAUGUAUGAAAACAUUCAAAUUGGGAUUUCAAAAUAUUUUUAUUAUACAGACAUACUAUUUUAAUGUGUUCAGAACUGUGUGCCUUUCCUUGCCUAAAACAAAUUAAAUUGUUGUACUGUAAUUACUUUUUUAUUCUUGAUAAAUAAUUUGACAUUAUUUGUCUGCACGUG
This is a messenger RNA of Coregonus sp. 'balchen', 10654 nucleotides long. The record is from the annotation of a GenBank genome assembly. NCBI's taxonomy places the organism in Eukaryota, Metazoa, Chordata, Actinopteri, Salmoniformes, Salmonidae.